UUCAGAUUUCUCCGGCGAGAGAGAGAGAGAGAGAUAACGAAGGGGAGGGAGAGAAACUAGAGAGGGAAAGCCGACAGAUUUGUUAGCGGCCGAGGAGACGAACUUCAGCCACAGUAAACAGUGCAAAUCAUAUCAAAUAUUAUAAACGAUAUGGAAGGGAUGGUAGUACUGGGACGGACGUCGUUCGUAUACACCUUGCUACUUUGGUCUUUAAAAGACUGCUGGUGCGCAGUGAUGGUUACAGUGACCCCCAAAGUGGACGCCAUCAAGGGAGAGACAGCCAUCCUGCCCUGCUCCUUCAGCUCGCCGGUGACCCUUGGCAACACCUUCAUUGAAUGGUUCAUUGAGGAGGGUGGAUCACGAAAGCGGGUGGCCUUCAGGACUGUGUCAGGCGCGACUGAGGGCAUUGAUGAGGGCAACCAGCUCUCGGGCCGGGUGUCCAUGGGGCAGAACAACUCACUGUUGAUCUCUCCAGUGAGGGUGGAAGACGAAAGGCGCUUUCACUGCCAGGUGACAGCAGGCAUUUCUGGGACCGGAGAAGCAACUACCAAGCUCAGUGUCUUCUUUGCACCGGAGAAGCCUGUGUUAGCAGGAUCCAGCCAGCCCAUUCCUGUGGACCAGACCCCCAGCCCUCAGGUUGGCCAGUGUACCAGCCGGAAUGGCUUCCCAGCUCCCCGCCUCAUCUGGUACAAGAACUCCAAUCCUCUCCCAGAAGUCAAAGACCACAAUGAGCCUACAUACAUGGUCUCCAGCGUGGUGAAGGAGGCCUCAGGCCUCUUCACUGUGUCCAGCACCCUCUACCUGCGCCCUAAAAAGAAGGACAAGAAUGCCAAGUUCCGUUGCACUGUGGAGUACAGCAUGCCCAAUGACACGAUCGACCAGCAGAAUUCUGAGUCCUUCACCCUCAACCUCCUCUAUCCCACAGAGGAAGUAACCUUCAGCCUCAUGAAUUCUGUGCCAGUGAAGGAGGGUGACAACGUGACGAUGAAGUGUGUGGCUGAUGGCAACCCUGAACCGACAUACGAUUUCACCUUUAUUAAUAAGGGAAAAGAAACUCCCAAGCAUGCUACUGAUGGAAUGCUGACCCUGCAUUCUGUAACACGGGCAGACAACGGGACUUAUAGAUGUGAAGCUCUGGACUUUGAUGCGAAGGAUAUUGAGCUCACCAAAGAGCUCAAACUUAUCGUUCACUAUCUGGAUCCAGUGAAGAUCACUCCUGCUGGAUCCCAUGUCGUGCCUCUUGGGGAGAGCAUCCAGCUAGAGUGUAAGACCAAGGGCUCUGAUGUUCACACGUUGGAGUGGAAGAAGGGGACAGCAACACUAUCCAACAGCGGCAUGCUGAUGAUAAACUCGGCAUCGUACGCAGACGCGGGACUCUACAUCUGUGAGAGCAGCGUGUUCACUGUCCCCGGGCUCUACGCUAGAGGCAAUGUCACGCUCCGGGUUUCGGGAAAGCCAGAGAUUGCUCCUGCUCCCGAGGCCAAAGUACAUAACAUGGGUGACACUGUGACACUUUCCUGCUCUGCCUAUGGAUAUCCUGACCCUCAGUUCUCCUGGACUCCUUCAGGCAAACAGGCGGUUAUGGUCCAGGAGAACAAGGUCAUUAGCACGUUAACGCUUGAAGCUACGGAAACCGUGCUUAAUGGCGGGGUCACAUGUGAGGCCACGAAUGAGCAUGGAAAGGAUACCCAGCAGUUCAUGGUUGUCAUUAGCAAAGAAUCUUCCACAGACAACGGUGGUGCGGGCAGAGCUGACAAGCAGCAGGGCGGCGCCGCUGGUGUCGUGGUGGCAGUUGUAGUGUGCGUGCUGCUACUCCUCCUGCUGGUCACUCUGUUGUAUUGCCUGCAGAAGAACGGAAAGUUGCCCUGUGGGAAAGAGGAUAAGAAAGAAGUUGCUUCUGGGGAUAUAAAAAAUGACAUUGUGGUGGAGAUGAAGUCCGAGAAAGCCAAGGAGGAUACUGAGCUGCUCAGCAAGCAUCCAGCUACAGAGCAGUGAUGAACUGAAGGAUGGACAGAUAAGGAUGGGUGGAGAGACCAGUGAGGAUGGGGUCAAAAUGGUGAUCGAAUUUUUUUUAUUUUUUUAAAACCCAGACACAAAACUGAGCGAGACUUCCGGGGCGUAAAGGAAACUUGUGAUGUCAUGGAGGACAGAGAGUUCCAGGUUAUUCUACUGCACCACAGCUUCUCUGUAAACUGGGAAAUAGAUCCUGGCCUUCAAGGCAGGUUAAUGUAGUACAGUUUGGCCAGACACAGUACGUCAAGUUUCUGCAUCCAGAUGCAACACACUGAUUGGUUACUGGGUAUCUGGGCUAUGUGCUUGUGUCUGUGCUGUAAGCUAGCAUGUAUAUCUGCAUUGUGAUGUUCAUGUUUAUCUGUGCAGUGUGUAUGCUCUUUGAAUUGCAUGUGCGGUCAUUCUGCUUGUUUUUCAUGCUAUAAGAUUGGGGGUGGGGUGGGGUGGUACCCUCUCAGCAUUGCCUGCUCAUACAUGCACUGGCUGAAACCCACACUCCCCUUCUGUCAUGCCAUAAACAUUGUUUUUCCAGCCAGAUCAGUUUAGCCGUACUUCACUGUGGAGUGCUGUUACAAAGCAGAUGACCAGAACCCAUCUGUGGUUCAAGUCUGGGUUUUAAAAUCUGGGUAUCGCCAAUGUUAACUGGUAUCAUUUGCCCAUCCCUGUUUCUGCUUUUGAAAAAAGGUUUUGCUAAUCUUUUUUUUAAUUUGCUUUAUAUUUUCUUCAUCUUGAGGCUUUAACCACACCAAAUGGGAAAAUCCUGCUUAAUAUUUGUGUGUUUUAAAAUCACUGCCAACUUUACUCUUUUCUCAUUCCCAUUUUGGGAUUUUUCAGUUGUGUAGACUUUUGCAGAUUGGGUUUUCCCCCACCCCUGACCGCACAGUGUCCUGAGAGAGCUUGACUGCUUGCGAUGACCGUGAGAAACGUUAAGCAGACAAAUAUAAAAAGCUUUGCAGUCACAGUCAACCCUUAUUUGCCCAAAAUAUGUGUUUUGCUAGUACUCUUAAAACAAAAUGAGAAAGUAGAAGUCAGAAGAAAUUUUUGAACCCAAGUCUAUAUUAUCAGACCUUUAAUAAUCACGCAAAUGUACUCCAUUCUGCACUUUUUAUCUUGCAAAGAAAAACAUCCACAAUUCAAAAUAUAUUAUUCCAUGGGCCGUUUGUAUUCAUUUAGUGGCAAACUGUGCCUGUGAGUCAAUAUGGCGAAAAUGAAAUUCAGUGAGCUGGCAUUAAAUAACCAUUUUUCCCUGAUAAUCUUGCAAUGCGUCCAGUACGAUGAAGCUGUCCUCUCCUUUUAUAGAGCAGAACAUGGAGUGUCAACUGAUGUAUCACAUCACGUGUGUCAUGAAAGGGACAGGAUGGGAAAUGUAGGAGCAGGGGAUGCCUUUGGAUUAUAACUUUAUGUGGAUUAUGGUAAAUAGUUUUCAAUGAAUUUAAGUGUCAGUGCUUUGAAUUAUAUAUAUAUAUAUAUAUAUAUAUAUAUAUAUAUAUGUGUGUGUGUGUGUGUGUGUGCGUGUGUGUGUGUGUGUGUGUGAGGACAAUUAGAUUGCCUUAUUUUUUACAGCUGUAGCACAGAGAACAGUGCCAAUGACUUUGUAUUACACUGGAAUUAAUGAGUAUCCCACUUUCAUAGAGAUGUUUUUUUUUGCUGGAGCUGAGAAAUUUCACAUACAACUACUUUUUAUAUGUAUAUCUGAUCUCAGCUCAUCAUGGAUUUCAAAACGUAUGGCUUAAUGACUGUUAACGAGGUCUGUGAUUGCAGGUAAACCUGUGAUUUGGUAUGUAAAACAACGAAUGCUUGCCUGUUUGCCUAUUUGAUGGUUAAAAAUGUGAUAUGAAAUGUAUCUUCAUUUUUUUAAUGGUACUAUUUUACUGCUGUUGAACUACUGAUUUGUUUCCUAGUUGUUUCUACCCUCACAGCAGUAUAUAUAAAUAUAUGUUUUAUAUAUAAUAUUAUUUUUAUUAUUAUUUUUCUUUAGGACUCUGCUCUUGUUUAAUGAAACCUGGUGUGUGUGCUUUUGCUCUUGUAUAUUGUAUAUUUUGUGGUAUGAACCUGUGAGCUCUGUAGAUUGUUGUGUCUUUUUAUAGUCUGUAGACAUUUUCCUGCAGCGUCAGAAACCCACCAAAAUGACAUAGAACCCUCCCAAAUCUCUGUAGUUUUUUGACAUGCUUUAAAAAGAGUUAUCAAUUGACUUGUUUUGAAAUAUAUGUUUGCUUCCUGUUCUUAUUUUUGCUUUAUUCACUAAAUAUUUCGCUUGGCUGUAAUUCCAGACCAUUUUGUUGAUAAAAUCCCUCCACUGUAGCUAUGUCUGCAGCAGUGACGUGGUCACACUCUUCUCAUUUAGGCACCACACUAUAUUCACAGGUCAGUAACUGCACACUUGUUUAAUAUGAUCCACAGGCUGAGUUAAUGCUUCACUUUUGUCAUUCAAGUAUGUCUCUGGUCAAGGUGAUUUGGAAUUGGUUUAUAAGUAGGAUGAGAGAUUCUCAGUCACUGUUUAGUAUAACUGUUUAACGUAAGAUUAAAUGUGCAGUGCAGACAUGGGUGUUGAUUAAUGCGAAGGCCAUCAUUAUCAUAAUCAUGACCAUCAUCACCAUCAUCAUCAUCACUUCAUCGGAAAGCAAACAUCUUCACAGCACAAAAGUUUCCGAGGUGCUUGUAAACAAAUCCUCAAAACCUCAAAGUCAGUGCUUUUAGCUUUCUAAUGGUCCUGUAGCUUUUACCAUUAACUAUAGACUCCACUUUAUAUCUAUCAAGUCCCAUCAGUGAUUAUGUAAUUCUGCAGGCUUUCCUCCAAAAGCCCAUUACGAUAUUAAAAGCCAUCCUUGAUUAGCCAGGCAGUGUGGGCUUUGAUUUGCAUUCUGACCUCCGAGAGGAAACUGAAAGGCCAGAGAGGAGAUGAAUGUGCGAUGGCCACUCCUGGGCAGCAGGUGUGAUGCCUUUGUGUUUGCAUGUCUGUGUCUCUCAUGGUUUUAUUUCCCUCAAUAUAGCUGUGGGUUUGUGUGCUUAUGCCAGGAAUCAUGACUCCUAAGUGACUCCUAAGUAGCUGUUGUCUUUUCAAAGCUACAGAAUAUACAUAAGAUACAUAACCCGCUUGCUUUGACCGCAGCAUUACUGACAAUGGCAGCUACUUCACUCUGACUUUGAAAGGGGAUCUCGUUGCCUGAGGAAGAAAGUGAGACAUGUACAUGAGUUGUUAUGAAAGAGGGCUUCCUAACUGCACUGGCCUCCAUUAUGGGUAGCUAAUUAAUGCAUAGUGCUUUGGGAACCGGAAGGACAGUGCAGUCAUGCUGGGCGUUAGCCAGGUCGAGCUGACAUAGUACGGUGGGGUUGACUGCUGAAUAUUCUACAGCUACAGCGCAAUCCUAGCUGAAGUGUAGAAUCAGCAUGGCACCCAAAUAUAGUACUUUCCCCACAGCAAUAUCAACAUCAACAACUAAGCUUAGGAGAAGUACACAAAUAUCUGCGAAUUCCCAUUAUAUAUAGCUAUAGAACAAGAUUCUUAAAAAUGUGAAAUGUGCUGGAGAAAUCUCGUUGAGUUGAGUUAUCUGGCUUGCGUAAUCUGCAUUGUGUUAUUUUAUAUUUAAAAUAUUUCCUGAUAGCCACUGUUUUAAAAUGGAUGCUCUAAAUUUGGUUGUGCAAGACCAUUCUUCUGCAAGAACAUUCUUAGUAUGACUCAGCAGUUGACCUGAAACCUAAAAGCCUGUCAAUAAAUGCCAUAAUCAUU
This is a messenger RNA of Paramormyrops kingsleyae, 5737 nucleotides long. It is a transcript of the gene bcam, whose product is annotated as basal cell adhesion molecule (Lutheran blood group). Gene Ontology annotation, molecular function: cell adhesion molecule binding. The record is from RefSeq and is a predicted model, not a curated record. Lineage: Eukaryota; Metazoa; Chordata; Actinopteri; Osteoglossiformes; Mormyridae. Gene Ontology annotation, biological process: cell-cell adhesion. Gene Ontology annotation, cellular component: plasma membrane; cell-cell junction.